Messenger RNA from Amaranthus tricolor (Joseph's coat), 2279 nucleotides. RefSeq names its product probable magnesium transporter NIPA4. Lineage: Eukaryota; Viridiplantae; Streptophyta; Magnoliopsida; Caryophyllales; Amaranthaceae. Gene Ontology annotation, molecular function: magnesium ion transmembrane transporter activity. The record is from RefSeq and is a predicted model, not a curated record. The transcript is spliced from 9 exons. Gene Ontology annotation, cellular component: membrane. Gene Ontology annotation, biological process: magnesium ion transport. Bases 654 to 1694 code for a protein of 346 amino acids.
UCCCCCAUCCCCAACGGAUGACAGACAGUAGAACUAAGGAAAACCGGAAACACAGAGAAAUCAGAAAACCCUUUAACCCUCCCUUCAUCUUCUCUUUCCUCUCUGUCACAUUUCUGCAAUUCUGCCCUAUAUGUCGGUGCCUUUCACUUAGAUCUCCAGAAAUAAAGCUUAAUCUUAUUGUCUCAUAAUCUUUACAUUCUUACCUGCUCAAGAUCCCACCUUUUUUUGUUUUACCCUCAUAUGUUAGCGUGAUUUCAACUUUCUGACAUUGUCGAUUCACUUUUGCUAAAAGAUUAGGGAUAUUAUUACUGGGUUUGUUCAGAAUUUGAAGAACAAAUUUCCCAUCUUUUGAAGUUGGGUUUUUAGGGCUUAUGUGGGUCAAAUGUUCGAGUAUUUGCUCAUACUAUAAAAACUGCUUAAGAUUACACCUUUUUUUUUUGUUUUGCCCUCAAAUGUUAAUAUUGAUAGGAAAAAAUUAGUGGGUUUGUUUGGAAUUUGAAGAAAAAAAAACCAUUGUUGGAAGUUGGGUUUUUGGUUUUUAUGUGGGUUGAAACUUGAAAGUUUCAGUAUUUGCAUCAUACUAAUUACAUUUUGCAGAGGAGUUUGAGAAAGAAGAAAUAAUUAAUUAAAGAUUAUUGUAAAAAUAUUAAGCUAUGCAAGAUUCAGGGGAAACUUCUGGAACUUACAAUGGAAUGUCUUCUGAUAAUAUUAAAGGUUUAGUUUUAGCUUUAUCUUCAAGUUUUUUCAUUGGGGCAAGUUUUAUUGUCAAGAAAAAAGGUUUGAAGAAAGCUGGAACUACUGGUCUAAGAGCAGGUAGUGGAGGCUACUCCUACUUAUAUGAGCCACUUUGGUGGACUGGCAUGAUAACCAUGAUUGUUGGGGAAAUCGCUAAUUUUGCGGCAUAUGCAUUUGCACCAGCAAUUUUGGUUACUCCACUUGGUGCAGUUAGUAUCAUCAUAAGUGCUUCCCUCGCACAUAUUAUUUUGAGAGAGAAGCUACAUAUGUUCGGGAUUCUCGGAUGUAUACUAUGCGUUGUGGGGUCAAUAACAAUAGUUCUGCAUGCACCUCAAGAGCGCCAAAUUGAGUCUGUCGCAGAAGUAUGGAAUCUAGCCACAGAACCAGGAUUCAUUGCAUAUGCAGUCCUGGUGCUAGUGCUAGUUUUCAUUCUUAUUGUGCAUUAUGUCCCACAAUAUGGGCAGUCUCAUGUAAUGGUCUACAUCGGAAUAUGUUCUCUUGUGGGAUCUUUGUCGGUAAUGGGUGUCAAAGCUCUUGGAAUUGCUUUGAAGUUGACAUUUUCAGGAAUGAAUCAGUUGGCAUAUCCCCAAACUUGGGUUUUUGCAAUCUUUGUGGCAUCUUGCAUACUAACACAAAUGAAUUAUUUAAAUAAGGCACUUGAUACUUUCAACACGGCUUUGGUCUCACCAAUCUACUAUGUGAUGUUUACGUCCUUCACUAUCCUGGCUAGUGUAAUCAUGUUCAAGGAUUGGGCUGGACAAAACGGUUCCCAAAUCGUCACGGAAAUGUGUGGAUUUAUAACCAUUUUGGGUGGCACCUUUCUUCUACACAAAACAAAGGAUAUGGCGGCAGACAGUUCAUCACUCUCAUUCCCGAGAACACCGAAACACUCUAACAUAGACGCAUUUGACGUAGAGAGUGCCCCGCUGGUAAACCAAGAAUUAGCCCGGAUAUCAUAAUCAAGGCAUGUAUCUUCUUAAUUUUUAUGGGGUUGGCAACUGUUUUUAAUACAAGUGAAUGAGCUUUCAAUUUUUAGGCCAAAAAAUAUCGGCUGCAAAGUGAAGCAGCAUGCAGUCCAGCAUUAAUGGAUUGCACUGUUCUUUGAUACAUCCACCAUCGUCCAUCGGCUCUACCUAUACCGUGUGCUUUACUUUCAGUCGGGAUAUUAAGAAAUCUUAAGCGGGCUUUUGAGUGAUUGAUGAUGAAUACUUUGUCGAUAGUUAAGAUCAAUACUACUUAUUUUAGGUUCGAGCCUGUCUCUGUCACAGGUUGUAUAAACACAAAGAGGUGAAUUGAGAAUUAAAAUUCAUUGUUGAUCUCUUCUUUUGAGGGGUUGGGUUCAUCAUAUGUACCAUUUUGUAUCUCAUAUAUAUUCUCUUGAUUUUGCUGUCUUACCACUUAUUAGUUACGAUUAUUCAAUUUUUUUUGUUUAUGUAUAUUAGACAUCGACGCACCAAUGAGGCAUGUUAUCUAACGACUCCUAUAUUUUGUCUUUUCCAUUGAAUUUGCUAUACUAUAAUCAAAAGAGCUCUUAUUUCAGUUUG